Stereum hirsutum FP-91666 SS1 is the source of this 1137-nucleotide messenger RNA. RefSeq names its product FMN-linked oxidoreductase. Bases 1 to 1137 code for a protein of 378 amino acids. NCBI's taxonomy places the organism in Eukaryota, Fungi, Basidiomycota, Agaricomycetes, Russulales, Stereaceae. The record is from RefSeq and is a predicted model, not a curated record. The transcript is spliced from 6 exons. Gene Ontology annotation, molecular function: FMN binding; NADPH dehydrogenase activity.
AUGUCCUCCACUUCUUCCAAGCUAUUCCAGCCAGCCAAGUUUGCCAAUAUUACUCUGCAACACCGGGUUGUCAUGGCUCCAUUGACGCGGUUUAGAGCGAACAAGAGGCACGCUCACACUGAGCUUGGUGUCGAGUACUACUCUCAGCGCGCCAGCGUUCCCGGUACUCUGAUAAUUACCGAGGCUACCUUUAUCGCCCCUCAGGCCGGUGGAUACGCUCACAUCCCAGGCAUCUGGUCGGAGGAGCAGAUCGCAGCAUGGAAGCAGAUCACCGAUGUCGUCCACGCCAAAGGCAGUUACAUAGUCCUUCAAAUGUGGGCUCUCGGACGCGCCGCUGACCCCUCUCAACUGGCCUCCGAAGACCCUUCACAUGUGUACCAUUCUUCUUCUGACAUCCGCAUGGAUGACAGACCGGCAGAUUCUCCAGCCCCGCAACCCCUCACCAUCGCACAGAUCAAGCAAUUCGUCCAGUACUAUGCCAUUGCUGCCUCAAACGCGGUACACAAGGCCGGUUUCGAUGGUGUCGAAGUUCACGGUGCGAACGGCUACCUCAUCGACCAAUUCACGCAAGAUGUGACGAAUAAGAGGAUGGAUGCGUAUGGCGGGAGUAUUGAGAAUAGGACACGGUUCGUGUUGGAGGUCGUUGAUGCAGUUGUUCGGGCGGUAGGGGUGGAGAAAGUGGGGAUUAGGUUAAGUCCUUGGUCGACUUUCCAAGGUAUGCGCAUGGCGGAUCCCAUCCCUACGUUCAGUCACAUAGUCAAGACCAUCAAGGAAAAAUAUCCCGACUUCGGGUACCUUCAUGUCCCCGAGCCCCGUCUUGCCGGUAUCACCGACCGCGACGCCUCAGAAGACGAGUCGAAUGACUUCCUCCGCAAGAUCUGGGGAGACAAGCUUUACUUGGCCGCUGGAGGCUUCACCCGUGACGAGGCAAUCAAAACCGCAGAUACGAAGGGCGGGCUUGUCGUGUUCGGGCGGUACUUUAUCUCUAACCCCGACCUUCCCCGGCGCUUGCGCGAAAACAUUCCGCUUACAAAGUACGAUCGUAGCACGUUCUUCGUUGACGAACCCACUGCAAGGGGAUACACCGAUUACAUAUUCGCAGAGGAGACGACAGGCGAGGUGAAGGCCAUGGCAUGA